This is a messenger RNA of Paramuricea clavata, 319 nucleotides long. NCBI's taxonomy places the organism in Eukaryota, Metazoa, Cnidaria, Anthozoa, Malacalcyonacea, Plexauridae. The record is from the annotation of a GenBank genome assembly.
UCCAGUAAUACGUCUUUGUUACCUAACGGUGAUGACCAAGGUGUUAGUGUUCGUGUUAUUUCUUCCCCUCAAACAACCAUGGGCCCAUCCCAAUCAGUUAAUCCCUCUCCUCCACGAGUCAAUCCCCACAUCUCCCUUACCUCCACCCCUGCUUGUUCAAUUAGAGUACCCACACCCAUCCUUACCGACCUGGAUCCCGUCGAGGAUGACGUUCCACCUUCUCCUCCGAGACCUAACGGUUAUCCCAUCACCUCCAUCCCUUCCCAUCUACCAAAUCUUGAAGCAGUGGUCGUCUUAAGUGAUUGUACUGCUGUGAAUA